AUGGCGACGGAGGUUGGUCGCAGGGAGGAGGCGGCGGGAGGCGAAGGUCGGCGGGCAGGGGCAGAGCACGGGGGAGGAGGGGAGGGGGGAGGGGAGGGAUGGGAGCGAGGGGAGGGAGGAGGAGGCGUAGAGUGGACGGUAGAUGAGGGAGACGAGAGGCAGGAGAACCAAGGGGAUGCCAGGAUGCGAGCACUGUGUAUCGCCUGGGCAAGCAGAUAUGCCAUGACGGAGCGAGACGAGGAAGAAGGCGAGCCGUGCGAAGGGAAGCAUGGACGAGGAGGGGGCACAGGCCAGCCCUUGGCGGCUGAUGAGGGAGGCAUGUGCGGACAUGGUAUCAGCAUACAUACAGGGCCAGAGACGAAGCAAGGGGAGCGAGCGAGGAGGACGCGGGCUGACAGGAGGGUAUUGUGGUCUUCGGCGGGCAUGUCGGAGCUCAUGUCGCCCGAGGCAGCGAGUGCUUGA
This is a messenger RNA of Guillardia theta CCMP2712, 462 nucleotides long. RefSeq lists its product as hypothetical. The record is from RefSeq and is a predicted model, not a curated record. Bases 1 to 462 code for a protein of 153 amino acids. Lineage: Eukaryota; Cryptophyceae; Pyrenomonadales; Geminigeraceae. The transcript has a single exon.